CUCUACUUUCACUAUGACAGGCCGUUUGUUACGUACUUCCGGUACACAUGAACGUGUUGUUUAUUUCGUCGUUGUGUAAAAACUAGGCCUACUGGCUGGUUGGCAAAAUUGAGUACUGAAUCAAAAGGUAAUGGCUAUAUGAUGGAAGAAUCUGUAGACUUCCUCUCUGUCAGGGAGGAUGGAACGGAAGAUGACAUCUUCCAGCAGCCAGGCCUUGAGAGAGUGAUGUACCAAAAUGACUCGCACAGUACAACCUUCCUCCAGGAGAUGCACGCUCUAUAUCAAGAGGAAAUGCUCACCGACGUCACACUGAGAGUGGACGGCCAAGCCAUACCUUGUCACAAGAAUGUCCUGGCAGCGACCAGUGUUUACUUCAAGGCCAUGUUUACUCUGGGACUCAGUGAGACGCUGCAGGAUGAAGUGGACCUCAAUGAGGUCGAGUAUGAAGCUGUCAGGGACCUGGUGGAAUAUGCAUACACUGGUCAGCUAAGAAUUACACAAGAUUCUGUUCAAAGCCUCCUCUCCACUUCAGCGUUAUUUCAGAUUUUGCCUGUUGUAAAAGCAUGUGCCAAAUUCCUGGAAUCUCAGCUUGAUGAUUCAAAUUGCAUUGGAAUUUAUCAUUUUGCACAAAGUCAUGAGUGCAAAGGACUAGCAAACAGAGCUAAAGAAGUGAUGGAAAAGAAGUUUCCUGAGGUGUGCAAGUCAGAGGAAUUUUUAAGUCUGCCUCUAGAGAGAGUCAGAAGCAUCAUCCAAAGUAAUGACCUCAAUGUGGAUUCAGAAGAAGUCAUUUUUAAUGCGAUAGUAAGUUGGGUAGGUGAGGACUCGGAGAGACACCAUGAAAUAGCCAAGUUGUUUCCUCAUGUAAGACUGUCACUGCUAUCAUCAGACUUUCUCUGGGAUCAGGUUUCUUCAAAUGUUUUUAUCAACAGCUGUCCCGAGUGUAAAAGCAUCCUAGAAAACUGGAGAAUAUUUGAGAAGUACCCUAACCGAUACCUAGGGCAAUAUAACUUUGACAUGACAAUGCGUGCUGGAAUGAUUCGACCAGACCACUGUCUUCUCUUCAUUGGAGGAUCAGAUCUCAGGCUUACUCGGCCCAAAUUAAACUGUUAUAAUCCUCUCACUAAGGAAACAUUUCUGAUGCAAGAUUUUCCGACAGAGAGGCUUGACAAAGAAUAUGAAGUUGAAAAUGUUGGCUGUGUUGUCAGCAAGGAGAACGUUGUUUAUGUUGGAGGAGGCAACUAUGUUUACCAUGAUAUGGACUUUGAUUUUUCAGACUUGGAUGACUCGUGUGAUGAUCUUGAAGAAAGAGUUGUUAGUAAGGACUUCUUCUGCUUUGAUAAUGACCACAAUAGGUGGAUAAAAUUGUCCUCCAUGUUAUUCCCCAAGUCCAACUUCACCUUGGCUGAAUUAUCAGGCAGAAUCUAUUGUUUUGGUGGAGUGACAGAUAACCAGCAUCCCACUGAGAUUAUAGAGGUAUACGACAUUCAGCAGAACAAGUGGAGCUACCAGGGCAUGCUUCCUACAACAGUGGUGGAUCUAUCAUCUGUCACCUACAAAGACUACAUCUUUCUCCUGGGAGGGAGGACAGGGGUGGGGGCACAUAACUUAGUGGUCAUGUACCACCCUGAGAAAGGACAUUGGAUUACCCGAGCAGGCAUACCCACACCCCGAUUUAAUUUUGGAGCUUGUGUCGUUGAUGAAGAGAUUUAUGUUGCGGGCGGCCAAAUCUAUUCUCAUGUGACUCAUGCCAUUAACAGAGAAGCCUUAAAAUCAGUGGAAAUAUUGAAUGUCUCUGAAAACCAGUGGAGAUCUGGACCAGAUUUGCCAGUGGGAAUGUUCAAUGUGGGUUUAGAAUUGAUCAAUGGUGCUCUGUAUGCUUGUGGUACAGCUGAAAACAAUGUGUCUGAUACUACACAAUUUUGUCGCCAGAACAUUGUGUGUCGUUUGGAUCUGGGCACACUGACAUGGCAACAGAUUGAUGUACUGGGUGACAUCAGGAAUUACAAGUGUAUAGCAGCAAAGCUGCACACAAGGAAACUCACACAAGUUUUUCCAGCAAGUGAAGCAGAGGAAGUGGAUAAUGACCAAUAACCGUCUGUUUCAUUUAAAGAUUUGUUUAAAUAUGCAUAAUAUUUUUUAGUUAAUGAUAAUAAACAAUUUUAGAGCUGUUUUAAUAAGAGUUUUACUUUGGGCAGUAUGCGACAAUCUAAGAUUUGAUGAAAGCGGGGUCUACUCAUAGUCUAAAGUCCAGUCAUUGGCUAAUGUAUAUGAAUAUAUUAAACACAAUGACACUAGUCUAACUUCAUCCUGGAAUGUACAAAAUGUAUCAUUUGAAACAGUGUCAAUUGCAGACGUUUGAGCAGAUCUUGGCAAAAAAACUCUGAUAUUGACAGUCUAUGAAAAAUAAUGAGCUUUUCUUGGCAAAUUAAAAGAAGGUCAAUAUUUGACAGUUUGUUUUGAUGAGCAAACUUGAGAUUUACAUCCCUCCGAAAGUCCAUGCAUUGUUAAAACCGCUGUAAUACAUGUAUUUCACAAUUCAUUUUAUCUAAUUUCAUAAGCAAAAAGCUCCUUUUUUUCAUCAAUGUUUGUCCUUCAUGUUUGAAAUUUGAAAUGUGGAGGAAAAAUUAGUAUGUUUGGUAUUGAAAUAAACCAACAAAGUCUGA
Messenger RNA from Magallana angulata, 2663 nucleotides. RefSeq names its product kelch-like protein 8. NCBI's taxonomy places the organism in Eukaryota, Metazoa, Mollusca, Bivalvia, Ostreida, Ostreidae. The record is from RefSeq and is a predicted model, not a curated record. Bases 139 to 2091 code for a protein of 650 amino acids. Gene Ontology annotation, molecular function: protein binding. The transcript has 2 exons.